This is a messenger RNA of Cadophora gregata, 2376 nucleotides long. It is a transcript of the gene PEX30, whose product is annotated as peroxisome- protein. The transcript is spliced from 2 exons. Gene Ontology annotation, biological process: peroxisome organization. Lineage: Eukaryota; Fungi; Ascomycota; Leotiomycetes; Helotiales; Ploettnerulaceae. The coding region runs from base 418 to 2217 and encodes 599 amino acids. Gene Ontology annotation, cellular component: peroxisomal membrane. The record is from RefSeq and is a predicted model, not a curated record.
CAUUGCUUGCUAGGUAUUACGACCAGCGACGGGCAAGGCUGAAGUUUCUUUCAGGCAUGUGAUUGUCCCAAGAGACCAAGAUGGGGAGCCGAGCGCUGCGGCAUUCCGGCGUGCAUUCUUUGCUGGAACAAUUCCCUUUCGCUUCUUCCAUUCACACGCAUGUGACAAAUUAUUCUUACCUUUGAAUUAUUGAUUUGAUAAUUAUCACUCUCUGCCUGUUUGCCAUGGACUGAGAUGUUUUGGCGCAAUCCUCUUGCUUGCACAUCUCUCGCGUGCCUGGUCUCUGCCUUGGCGGCAAUGACGUUGGGUCUUGAGCUUUAAUGGCUGCAUUUGUAUUACCCCGGAUUUUAUAUCUUCGCUCACCCAUCCUCACUUCAACCUCAUCAUGAACUGACCACUCCACAGGAUACCCCUUGGAUGAUGUCUUCCACUCCAAGCUCGUCACGGAGAGAAGACGAUGGCGCGUCGAUGGCCAGCAAUGAUCCGAAUCCGCCAACUAUCGCAGCCUUCUCACCAGUCACCCUGUCGCAUGCGCCGAGUGCAAAUAAGCAACGGUCGACUAUACUUGUACACCAGAAAUCGCCAUUGUUGAUCGCUACUCCGCCACAGAUUACACGAGCUCUGGCAUAUUCGCAUCCUUUUCUUCUGCCGCUCAACCAGUUUGUGGGGUUGUUGACAUGGACAAGUGGUGAUCCUUGGGAGAGCUUCUUGCUCGUGGCCAGUUUCUGGGGCGUGGUACUGUACGGAGAUGUUGUGAUGCGAUAUGCGGGACCAGUAGUAGUUGUGAUGGGCUUAAUACUGGGGAUGUACUCAAGACGGUACUCGCCACUGUCAUCGACUGGUUGGACAGGAGAGAAGCAGAAGAAAGGACACAAGAAGGUGGACUCGGAAGCUACGAAUAUCAAGCACCAGAAGACAUUAGACGAGAUUGUGGAAACGCUGAAGGUGUUUACAUCUCGUUGCAACGUACUCUUGGAUCCUCUGCUCGAACUUACCGACUUCCUUUCCACCCAAAGAACAGCUACAUCCGCGACAACAAGACCAGCUCUUACCACCCUCCUGAUCAGAAUUCUCUUAGUUACCCCGCUAUGGAUCCUUCUAACACUAAGUCCCAUACAAAUCAUCACCACCAAACGAAUCGUUCUUCUCACAGGAACUAUAUUCUUUACCUGGCAUUCACGACCAAACAGAGUCACGCGAACAAUUCUAUGGAGAUCAGCUUCAGUCCGCCGAGUAUGCGCUGUAAUAACAGGCCUCCAUUUUAACGACGUCCCCAUCCCACCACCCAUUAGUUCCGACAAACCACCACUGCCUCCGAGAAGCAAGUCCGAAAUCCAAGAAAAGGCUACACUCGCAGCGGCAGCAGCUGCCAAGAGAAGGCCAGACGCACCUGGUGUUAGAUUUACCUUCAUACUUUACGAGAAUCAACGACGAUGGGUUGGAUUGGGAUGGACCACGUCUUUAUUCGCUUAUGAGCGAGCUGCCUGGACAGACGAACAUCUGAACUCCGCACCAGCAAAAGAGGAAUUCGAGUUGCCGGACGUGGAAGGUGGUGCCGCUAGAUGGAGAUGGGCAGAGGGUAGUCAGUGGCUUGUAGAAGGAGCUGCGGAAAGUGAUGAGGGCGGCACAAAGGCAAAGUCAGAUACUGUUGACGGAGGCCAGGGUUGGAUAUACUACGACAACAAGUGGCAAAACGGACGCAGAGGCGUAGACGGCUGGGGACGUUACACCCGCCGCCGCAAAUGGUACCGCGACGCCGAACUCGUCGAAGUGUCCCCCUCCACGGAAAUCACACCCUCCCCAACACCCACCCGCAACAGCAGCCCUCAAACAACACGCACACCCACCACCUCCAACCCCGCCUCAGUGUCCACCUCCCUCUCGUCAACCUUCACCAGCCCACCACCAGAGUACAGCCUCACCGACAAAGACAAAGACAAAGACCGCGACAACCUCAGCAUCAAAGACAGUAUCCGCAGUAAAGGCUCCGAUGGCGCUAGUAAGAGCGAUAAGGAGAGUUUGAAGGGGAGUGUUGGUGCGGCGUUUAGGAGUGGGACGUUGAGGAGGAGGGGGACGGCCAGUAGUGAAAGGAGUACGACGAUGAGUAUGCAUAGUAAGAGGGGGGAGAGUGAUGAUGAGGGCCCUGGGGGGACGAGGCCGAGAGAUGUCGAUACGUGGGGUGUUAGUGAUGAUAUUAGGAUGGGACUGGAUCAGUGAAUUGAUUAGAGGCUAAGCUCGAGAGCAUUGAAUUAUGGGAAAGUUAUUUCUGAUGGGUUGCGCUGGGCUGAGGACUGUAUGAAUUGGAUGCCAUCCCUACUGGAUGUGUGGGGUCUUGGGUUUGGCGUGUACUUUAGCGAAUACCAACAUUGAAUGCUG